UCUUCCUCUCUCCCCUCUCUCUUCCCUCUCCCGAGAAAUCUAACUGCUCUUUGUCUCUCCCUCCUGUCGUCGUCGCUGCCGGCACCCCCUCCCGUCGCCACCGUCGUCGUCUCUCCCUCCCGUCGCCACCACCGCCAUCUCUCCCUCCCGCCGCUGCCGCCGCAUCCUCCGCCUCCCACCACUGCCGCGCCAUAACGCUCUCCCCGUCGCCGCCCUCUCGCCUCCCUCCAACUCCUGUCAUCUCCAUCUCUCUCCCGUCGUCCUCCUUUGCCGCCGCCGCGAGGUAACGACCUCUCCCCUUCCUUCUCCUUUCCUCAUUCCUUAAUUUUUUUUUCCAGAUCUAGGAUUUUCCAGAUUCCAUAUCUUGUUUUUUUUAUGUUAUUCUCUAGUGGUAUUGAUUUCUGUCUAGUAGUACGCUAUCAGUGUUAGUGGUAUCGUACCACUAUUCACUGGUAGCGUACCACUACUCACUGGUAGCGGUACCAGUGGUAUUUGUAGCGUACCACUACCACUAGUACAUAACACUACUACUAGUAGCGUACCACUAGAUGAAAAUCAGUACCACUAGCACACUGAAGGAGUGGUUUUUUUGCAGAUGGCCGGAGCGAGUCUGAUUGGAGGAUUUCACCUGAAAAAAGUCAUCGGCCGGAGAAAGUUUGACCAUGCUCUAGGCCUUUCCACCGUUGAUCUAAUCUAAUGGUCAUUAUAAAUUAUGAUGAAAUUAAUAAUAAUAAUUACUACUUGCACCCCUUAAAUAAUUACACGUGCUAUAAAGCCCCCUAACAAUAAUUGUCAUGAUGUUUUCUUAUAUGAUACCUAAUCUCGUAGAGUUCUAAUUAUGCAACACCCAAAAUUUAUAAAACUGAUAUAAAAUUUAUCCAUUAAAAUUUUGCUCGAAUGGUUAAUCAAUCAAAACUUCAUUGUCAUCAUCCACUCAAAGGUCAUCGUCAUCAUCAAAGCAACCCCAAUUACUACCCUUAAAUCCAUUGCGGUUUGAUUCUCAACCAAUAAACACACGUUGAUUGAAUGCUCCGGCUUGGAGUUUGGAAUUCCGGGUGACGCGGAUGAGUUGGAGCUGAUCUCCAUCAAUGCCAGGCAGAGGCUUUGAAUUCGCUGCUGCGGCUGCAACUGCGGCACUCGAGCUUCGGCGGAGAGGGGGUUCAGUGAAGCUUGCAGGGAGGAACCAGAUUUCGCUUGGAUGUGGGUCUCUAUGGAACGUUCAGUUGUCGGAGAAGAGAGACGGUGAUUAUGGUGACGUCAGCGAUUGGUAUGGUGAUGUAGGGUUUCGGGAGAAGUGAGACAGUGUCGGGAUUACGGCGGGGACGACAGCUACUAUGGGGUUGCCGGAGAAGAGAUUCGGUAGUCGGCGGCGACUAUGGGGUUGCCGGAGCUCGCAUCUCAUAAGCGGAAUUCUCCUGGCCGGAUUUGAAUGGAAAAGGAGAAACUGCAGAUGGAGAUGGUGGGGAAGAAGAAUACAUAACAGAGGCCUGCCGUGUUAUCGGAUAAAAACACUGAACGACGGCGUUUCUAUAUAAAUGGCAUAUUUAGUAUUUACAACAGUAGCGUAGCUGUUCGUUUUGGAAAAAAUUUAUGUGAUGGUAUGAGUUAUGACUAAGAGGAUAUACGGCUCGAACCAGAAUCCUAGUCUUGCCGAAGAUACCCCAUCCCCCACCUCAGCCGGAUUAGAGUUUUGCUUUUUCCAUAUACACGUUACAUUAUAAAGUAAAAUGGUGUCA
Molecule: messenger RNA, 1736 nt
Organism: Linum trigynum
Lineage: Eukaryota; Viridiplantae; Streptophyta; Magnoliopsida; Malpighiales; Linaceae
Source: the annotation of a GenBank genome assembly